Molecule: messenger RNA, 1197 nt
Organism: Trichoderma aggressivum f. europaeum
Lineage: Eukaryota; Fungi; Ascomycota; Sordariomycetes; Hypocreales; Hypocreaceae
Exons: 1
Coding region: 1-1197 (398 amino acids)
Source: RefSeq, a predicted model, not a curated record
AUGGUGUCUACACUGCUCUUAGGAGCUUUAGUGCUUCUGCCGGGCAUUUCUGUUUCAGCAAAUGCCUGUGUCGAAAGGCCUCACGGAUAUUGCAAGCAGUUGGAUAUUCCACUGCCUAUCACCGCGGAUACUGCCGUUUUUGACAUACCAAGAGUCGACAACGAUAUCGAAGCGGUAGCCUGGGCAAUUUACGAUGCCACUCGGACUACUAUCCACGGCCCCGGUAACAUCAUCAAGAACACCACGACUUCUGAGAUCUUCAACAUCCAUGCUCAGCUUUGUGUUCCCAAGUCUACCAAGAACGGAAAGCACAAUAUCUUGCAGAUCGCCACCCAUGGAGUGCACUACGACUCUAGAUACUGGGAUUCCGAGUACAAGCCGGAGAACCACUCCUACGUGGAAGCAACACUUAAAGCAGGAUAUUCCAUCCUCACAUAUGAUCGUCUGGGAGUCGGUCAAUCUGACAAGCCGGAUGCAUACGACGUGGUCCAAGCCCCUGUUGAGCUCGAAAUCCUCCGCCAGUUGACCCUGAUGGCACGCAACGGUACCCUGUAUGAGUUUGCGGGUCAUGCGAAACCCUCCAUUCCCUCUUUCAAAUCAUUGGCAGCCCCGCAUAAGGUCGUCCACAUCGGACACAGUUUCGGAUCCUUCCUUACCUCGGCCUUCAUUGCCAGAUACGGCCCCCUUACUGAUGGAGCCAUCAUCACGGGCUACCUGUUCGGCGAGAAUCUUGCGAGCGCCGGCUCAACAUCGUUCAGCGUCGAAUAUGCCGCCACGGGAUCGCCUCCCUUCAACCGAUCAAGCGGCUACGUUGUGGCCCAGAGAGAUGGCAUCCAAAACAUCUUCUUUGGUGGCAAUCCCAAAACCGCCUUCACCCCAGAGUUGCUCGACUAUGGCAUCAGCAUCAAGCAGCCCGUCCCGAUCGGAGAGUUCGCCUCUGCCUUCUCCCUGCUUGGAAACCCCGGACCAUCCUUCAGGGCCCCUGUACAAUUCCUCUUGCCCGAGUUGGACUUUUACAUCUGCCGAGGCGACUGCCGGGGUUUGGCCAAUAUGACAGAGCUGAACGCGACUUACCCCCACGCUACCAAGAUUGAGGUGGCCCUUCAACCCAACACUGGCCAUGCGCUGCCACUCCACAACAAUGCUACCGCAGGGUUCCAGCUCAUUUUCGACUUCUUUUCUAGACAUGGCUUGUAA